Messenger RNA from Candidula unifasciata, 1311 nucleotides. Lineage: Eukaryota; Metazoa; Mollusca; Gastropoda; Stylommatophora; Geomitridae. The record is from the annotation of a GenBank genome assembly.
AUGAAUCACAACGCACUCUCCAAACUCUCUCCGACAUACUCCCCACAGCAGCAGCAGCUACCCCAGCACCACCUACUCCACCAACAGCAGCAUCAACAGCAGCGCCAAGAGCAGCAGCAGCAUCACCAACAUCAUCAACUACACGAGCACGGAGUCAGCGAUGGUACCGAUGUUGUCAGCACCACCUCGGCAUCCAAACGAGCCGACCUGGAGCAGAGGAACUCCAGCAGAUCCUACACUCCGGAAGAAAGAUCCGACAACGAGACGGCGACCAACCUGAAAGAUGACAAAGACAGUUCAGCUUUUGCCAGAAGUGUCUCUAGUGAUGAUGGUCUACACAGCCCUGACGAUAACCACCUGGAGAAUACAGUAGACGAUGAGAUGAUGGGACAUGACCAAGAUAUGGCUGAAAAUGAAAACGACGAUGAUACGGAUGUCGAGGAAAGAAGUUACACAAACGACAGAGAGUACUCAAAUACACGAAGAUUCGCUGAAGAUGAAGGAAGAGGAGGAAGGGAGCGUGGGGAAAGAGAACGCGACCGAGAGAGGGAUAAUUUCAGCGCAAGAAAAAGAAACCGCAGCUUUGAAAGCGGCAAUGAUAAGGACAGACGUGAGUAUAAGAAAGAACGAAGUCCUUCCGGAGAAAGCGGCGAGAAACGCGGAUCUUCAAACCGCGGUCGAGAGUUUGACUAUCCGGGGUCAGAUCGAAAAAGAGGCUACGACCCUGACCGUGGCUACGACCAGACAAAGAAUGGUCGCAAUAGUAGGCACAACAUUAAUAGAUACAUCCAGAGCUUGUCAGAGAAUGGCUGUUCUAGGGACAAGAACGACAAACCACCUUCUGCAGGCAGUAACAACAGCAGCCACGGAAUCAACGACCGUGGAAGUGUUAACAACAAUGACAACUCCGAACUACGACCACCCAAGCGACACAUUGAGCGGCAGAACCUAAACACUCGAAUGAUUCCUUCUUCGUCGUCCAGGAAACAGCGUCAUCCAAUGAGAAGGUUCAGCAGUGCUGGCAGCGAACAGGAAUCCCCUCAGUCCACAUCCAGCUUGCCGGUGACCUCGACCACUGCGGAGGCUAUUGAACGAGGCGAUCUGGACGACAACGAUUUAGUCACAUUUCUACUGACCAAAGGUCGAGUCCACAAAUGCGUCCAUUGCCACAUGAUCUUUGAGGAUGCUUCCCUGUUUUUGCUCCAUAACGGAUUCCACUCACAUGACGAUCCUUUUCGAUGCGUGGUUUGCAGCACUGCAUGCAAGGAUCGCAUUGAUUUCAACUGUCAUCUCACUAGUCAUAUAAAAUGA